This is a messenger RNA of Triticum dicoccoides, 2996 nucleotides long. Its product is annotated as zinc finger protein GIS2-like. Gene Ontology annotation, biological process: interstrand cross-link repair; protein ubiquitination. The coding region runs from base 16 to 2679 and encodes 887 amino acids. The record is from RefSeq and is a predicted model, not a curated record. Lineage: Eukaryota; Viridiplantae; Streptophyta; Magnoliopsida; Poales; Poaceae. The transcript has 17 exons. Gene Ontology annotation, cellular component: nucleus. Gene Ontology annotation, molecular function: zinc ion binding; ubiquitin-protein transferase activity; nucleic acid binding.
CAAUCCCACUCCCCUAUGCCGGCGUCCGGGACGCGCUCCCGGGGCCGGCCGCCGCAGCCGGUGGAGGAGGGGGCGCGCGACGAAGAAGCGCCGGUGGAGGAGGCGGGCGAGCUCGGCGCCGACGGCGAUGCGGCGGUUCGUGCGUUACCGGCUCACCCGGUGAGCUCUACCAGCUCGGGUGAUGAGGAUGGGGAGGAGGCGGGGGAUGGGGAUGAUGAGGACGCGGAGGGGCCGCUCCUCCCCAGCUGCCCCGUGUGUAUGAAUCCGUGGACCGCCGAUGGCGAGCAUCGCGUAAGUUGCAUUCCUUGUGGGCAUGUCUAUGGCAGAUCUUGCUUAGAAAAAUGGUUAGCACAGUGUGGGAAGAAAAGUGCCACGUGUCCUCAGUGCGGCAAGAUGUUUAGACAAAAGAACAUUAUCAACCUCUAUGCACCAGAGAUUGUUGUUCCAAAUAAUGAUCUUGAAAAGCAAGUAUUGUCACUGAGAGAUAAAAAUGAAUUUCUUGAGAAUCAACAACAAAAAUUAAUUGAGGAGAUAAAAGAAUAUAAGAGGCAGAUUUUGCAUCAGCAACGUCUAAUAAAUGAAUCAAGCUCAAAGCGACAGAAAAUGGCUGAACAAUCAUCAGAUGGAGCAAUGAUUGCAGAGUCACUUCCCUUACAUAGAGCACAUGGUGGCAGUAGCGAUCUUUGCAAGUUUGUUCUCCAGAAUGAGUUUGUCCUGGAUGGAGCUCGAGUCAUGGGCAUAGAUGCAUCCAGCCAGAUUAUAGUAGCUUCUGGAAGGGCUCCUGGAGUUAGUGCUGAACAUGUCCUUACCAAGAUCUGCAUGUUCUCUAGACAGGAAACGAAAGUACGCCUUCCGCCUAACACUAAAGCUGUCAGGGAUAUUUGUAUAACUCCUGGGGGCCUUGCUAUUUUUGCAUCUCUUGGCAGGAAAUUGUCACUUCUCAGCAUGACAACCAACAAUGUUGUCCUUCAUUAUGAUCUACCGGCUCCAGGCUGGUCCUGUUCAGGGGAUCAAACUGGCCCCAACCGCGUAUAUGCUGGAUUACAGAAUGGCAUGCUUUUGGUCUUUGAUACCCGCCAAACUAAAGGACCACUGCACUCCUUGAGUGGUCUAUCUACAAACCCAGUUCAUACAAUCCACUCUGUCGUAGAUGAUAACGGUUCCACGAAUAUCAUCUCUGCUUCUUCCAUAGGACCCUGCAUUUGGGAUGUAGAUGGCAAUGAAAACAGGCCAAAUUUGCUUACCGGGAUGGAAAACCAAGGGGUCUGCAUAUCCCUUGCAUGUGCCGCUCCAUCAAGUGAUCUGAUUGUGGCUUCCUUCCGUCCAAGGGUCGAGUUUUCGGGCGACGGCAGUGCAUCUCAAAUGGGUAUAUCACAAUCACCAACGCUCUCCGGUUCUGGAAAGCUCGGGUGCCACGCUCUCCUGAGGAGGACGAGCAGCACAUCCUUCGUGAAAGAGCAGAUCUGCAAUGGCAACGUGAGUGAGCUGCGGAUGUCGAAGUCUGCAAUCAUACCCUGCAGCGGAACCGGCCAACACCUCUUUGCCUAUGGCGAUGAGUCACUGCGCGGAGUCCGCACAUGGCGGCUGCCUUCGUUUCAGCUGUUCGCUGAUCUCAGGCCGCACCACCAACCGAUCCUCGACCUGAGCAGAACCACCGGAAGACCCGCCGAGGAAAGGGCACACAGGGAGAAGGCCUUUCAACAAUCCGAAGCUGGACACACCAACACCACCGACCGCCAUCACAAAUCUCAUCAGCACAACCCGCCAGGAGGAGGACCUCAACUUACAUCUUCAUCUGACCAAGCAAGGAGAGCCUUGAACGUUGGCCGUCUGGUCGCCACCCAACAACACCCAGCAGAGGUAGAGGUGUCAUAUGGGAACGAGCCUGUGGUUUUGUUGUCGACAGGAAGGAAGGAAGGGAGGAAGGAAGCAGGGUCUGCUAGUGAUUUGUGCAACAACUGUAAGCGUCCAGGGCAUUUUGCUAGAGAUUGUCCAAAUGUGUCUGUCUGCCAUGCCUGUGGCCUUCCAGGGCACAUUGCAGCUGAGUGUUCUUCCAAAGAUCUCUGCUGGAACUGCAAAGAGCCUGGGCACAUGGCUAAUGCCUGCCCGAAUGAAGGGAUAUGCCGCAACUGUGGCAAAUCAGGUCACAUUGCAAAAGACUGCACUGCUCCGCCAAUGCUGCCUGGAGAAGUGAAGCUCUGCAACAACUGCUACAAACCAGGGCACAUUGCCGUGGAGUGCACCAAUGAGAAGGCCUGCAACAACUGUAGGAAGAGUGGCCAUCUUGCCCGUAACUGCACCAAUGAGCCUGUUUGCAAUCUCUGCCAUGUUGCAGGGCAUUUGGCCCGUCAAUGCCCCAAAUCCGACGAGAUCAACGAGAGGGGUGGGCCUCCUCCCUUCCGUGGCAGCGAUGCUCUGUUCCGUGGCGGCGAUGCUCUGUUCCGUGGUGGCGAUGCUCCCUUCCGUGGUGAUGCUCCCUUCCGUGGUGGCGGUGGUGCUCUCUUCCAUGGUGGCUACAGCGACGUGGUCUGCCGGGCCUGCAACCAGGUUGGCCAUAUGAGCCGUGACUGCAUGGGUGGUGCUUUCAUGAUCUGCAACAACUGCGGUGGCCGUGGUCAUAUGGCUUACGAGUGUCCAUCUGGGAGGCUCCUGGACCGGUUCCCUCCACGCCGAUACUGAACGACUACCAUGAGCUCUUUCAGUCCUUUUGAUCGAUCGUGUUGUGAAUCAUCAUUUUGACGUGCGUCGUGUUUUUGAAUGUCUAAGGGAUUAAGUAUUCCAGUUGUUUCUGCAACUUGUUAGUCUUGUGGUUAUUGAAUGGCUUCUAGGGUAUUUUCAGAUCAGACUCCCUUGCUCCCUGUGUUUUGAAUAAUAAUUAUUUUCAUGGAUUAGUGAAUACCAAGUGUUUAUCUGUAAAUUGUGAUUUCAGCUAUUUUAACUGGAUCAUUCUGUUGAGAGUGGAUCUAUAUGAAUGGAGCGCCUUAUAUUAAUGCUUA